AUGCAGUCAAGUUUGGGAAAGGCUCUAAGGCUUGUGGCUAAGCCCAACGGAUCUAACAACCAUUGUGUUGUCGCCCUUCAGGUUACAGCUGUUGAGUUCCUUGGACAUGUUGGAGGUAUGGGUAUUGAUGCUGACGUGAGCAAAUCCUUCCAGAGAAUUAUGGCGAAACAGGGACUUAAAUUCAAGCUAAAUACAAAGGUUACAGGAGCUGUGAAGGAAGGAGGUAAGGUGAAGGUGAGUGUAGAAGGAGUAAAGGAUGGGAAGGUAGAGGAGAUGGAAGCAGAUGUUCUCCUGGUGUGUGUUGGAAGACGACCUUAUACUCAUAAUCUUGGACUAGAGGAACUAGGGAUAGAGAGGGAUAACAGAGGACGUGUUCCUGCUGCCCAGCUGGGCAUGAAAACUGUGUGUGUUGAGAAGAAUGCCACCCUUGGAGGAACUUGUCUCAAUGUUGGAUGUAUUCCAUCAAAGGCCCUGUUGAAUAACUCCCACUACUACCACAUGGCCAAAUCUGGGGACUUGGCUAAGCGCGGGAUCGAGGUGUCUGAUGUCAACCUCAACCUUGAGACCAUGAUGGGGGAGAAGAGCAAAGCUGUUGGUCAACUGACCGGAGGGAUUGCCAUGUUGUUUAAGGGAAACAAGGUUGGACACCUCCAGGGACACGGCAAGAUCACAGGACCCAACCAGGUUUCUGUUCUGAACGACGACGGAUCUGUUAAAGAGGUUGUUAACACUAAAAAUAUUAUGAUCGCAACAGGAUCCGAGGUUACACCUUUCCCUGGAAUAGAGAUCGAUGAGGAGACCAUUGUAUCCUCCACCGGAGCACUCAGCCUUAAGAAGGUUCCUGAGAAGAUGAUAAUUAUUGGUGCUGGAGUUAUUGGAGUAGAACUUGGAUCUGUCUGGAGUAGACUAGGAACUCAGAGGUUUCAAACAGUACUCCCAAACAUUUUCGCAAUCGGUGAUUGUAUUCAGGGACCUAUGCUUGCACACAAGGCUGAAGAUGAAGGUAUUCUGUGUGCAGAAGGAAUGGUGGGAGGAGCAGUACAUAUAGAUUACAACUGUGUUCCCUCCGUAAUCUACACUCACCCUGAGGUUGCUUGGGUAGGUAAAACUGAAGAAGAUCUGAAAAGUGAAGGAGUUGAAUUCACUGUUGGAAAAUUCCCCUUUGCUGCCAACAGCAGAGCUAAAUGCAACAAUGAAACUGAUGGGUUCGUGAAGGUUUUAGGAGAUAAGAAAACAGAUCGUCUAUUAGGAGCUCAUAUUAUUGGUCCUGGAGCAGGGGAGAUGAUUAACGAGGCUGCCCUAGCAAUGGAGUAUGGAGCAAGCUGCGAAGAUAUUGCCAGAGUGUGCCACGCCCAUCCUACCUGCUCAGAGGCGUUCCGUGAGGCCAACCUGGCCGCCUGGUCCGGCAAAGCCAUUAACUCGAUGUAAACCAUGAAUGUUUCUUUAACACAAAUGUGAUCUUCUACCCCUCAACCAGUCAAUUCACAGUCAACACAUUUGCUUGAAUCUAAUCUGUAUAAUUAUAUAAAUAUCUAGGACGAAUUUAUUUCAGCACCACGUAGAGUUUUCCCACAAAAUUAACAGGACACAGAGGUCUAAUGAUUAAAACAGUUUCGUCUUGGUUAAUAUUUAUCAUUAAAAGGACUGUAUAUAUAAUUUCAAGCGAUUUUUCAUUUCAAAAGCGGCAUGCCCGAUUCACAACAGUAGCCUUCAAAUAUAAUUCUGAGAACUUUUAUAAAAUCUACCUUGAAAUUACGUGUCCAGCCCCGUUAAGACCUGCUGGUGAACUGCUGUGUGUAUUCUAGUUCACAAUAUUGUAGAAUCUGGUGAGACGAGUAUUCAAUAUUUUAACGUCUAAUCAUUUCUUUCAGA
This is a messenger RNA of Eurytemora carolleeae, 1872 nucleotides long. Its product is annotated as dihydrolipoyl dehydrogenase, mitochondrial. The record is from RefSeq and is a predicted model, not a curated record. Gene Ontology annotation, molecular function: flavin adenine dinucleotide binding; dihydrolipoyl dehydrogenase (NADH) activity. Gene Ontology annotation, cellular component: mitochondrion; oxoglutarate dehydrogenase complex. The transcript has 13 exons. NCBI's taxonomy places the organism in Eukaryota, Metazoa, Arthropoda, Copepoda, Calanoida, Temoridae. The coding region runs from base 1 to 1428 and encodes 475 amino acids.